This is a messenger RNA of Pocillopora meandrina, 271 nucleotides long. The record is from the annotation of a GenBank genome assembly. Lineage: Eukaryota; Metazoa; Cnidaria; Anthozoa; Scleractinia; Pocilloporidae.
AUGCCAAUGCUGUGUUCCCUCAGAAGUCGAAAACAGCAGACAAAGGCAGCUCAUUGUCUUAACUGUAAAAAAAGUUGGACACACGAUACCAAAGGUGGGUGUCCUGCUUGCAAUCGAAAGUGCAACUCCCGCAGAAAAUGUUGCCAUUAUGCGCAGUAUUGUCGAGAUUCUCAAAAGGGUCAGUCCUAUGGGAGAGGUGGAACACAUCGAAAAGGAAACAGGAAGCAAGGGUGUCAAAACUCCAGGCCCCCUUAAACCGUUAGCUAAGUGA